GGCGCCUGCCCGGAGCGCGGGGAGAUGUAAAGACAGACAAGUAGUUUUCCCAAUGAUACUGUAGACGAGAGGAGCUACUUGGCCAAUGGAGACUGCGGGGCGGGACCCUGUGCAGCGGCGAAGUCCAAGAUGGCGGCAUGCGGUUCCGCUGUGUGAAACCAGCGCGGAGCGGCGGGUUAAUCGGCUCCGCGGAGACGACCUCCGGCGACCCGCAACAAUGAAGGGAAAAGAGCGCUCUCCAGUCAAGUCCAAGCGCUCCCGUGGUGGUGAGGAUUCGACUUCUCGCGGGGAGCGGAGCAAGAAGUUAGGGGGCUCUGGCGGCAGCAAUGGGAGCAGCAGCGGAAAGACCGACAGCGGCGGCGGGUCGCGGCGCAGCCUCCACCUCGACAAGUCCAGCAGCCGAGGUGGCAGCCGCGAGUAUGACACUGGCGGGGGCAGUUCCAGUAGCCGCUUGCAUAGUUACAGUUCCCCAAGCGCUAAAAAUUCCUCUGGCGGGGGCGAGUCGCGCAGCAGCUCCCGAGGUGGAGGCGGGGAGUCACGUUCCUCUGGGGCCGCCUCCUCAGCGCCUGACGGCGGGGAGUACAAGACGCUGAAGAUCAGCGAGUUGGGGUCCCAGCUGAGUGACGAAGCGGUGGAGGACGGACUGUUCCACGAGUUCAAACGCUUCGGUGAUGUAAGUGUCAAAAUCAGCCAUCUCUCGGGUUCUGGCGGCGGGGAUGAGCGCGUAGCCUUUGUGAACUUCCGGCGGUCAGAGGACGCGCGGGCGGCCAAGCAUGCCAGAGGCCGCCUGGUGCUCUACGACCGGCCCCUGAAGAUAGAAGCCGUGUACGUGAGCCGGCGCCGCAGCCGCUCCCCUUUAGACAAAGAUACUUACCCUCCGUCAUCCAGCGUGGUCGGGGCCUCCGUAGGAGGUCACCGGCACCCUCCGGGAGGAGGUGGUGGAGGCCAGAGAUCGCUUUCCCCUGGUGGGGCGGCCUUGGGAUACAGAGACUACCGUUUGCAGCAGUUGGCUCUUGGCCGCCUGCCCCCUCCCCCUCCGCCACCAUUGCCCCGGGACCUGGAGAGAGAGCGAGACUACCCGUUCUAUGAGCGAGUGCGCCCAGCCUACAAUCUUGAGCCAAGGGUGGGAGCUGGAGCAGGUGCUGCCGCUUUCAGAGAAGUGGAUGAGAUCUCACCGGAGGAUGAUCAGCGAGCUAACAGGACGCUUUUCUUGGGCAACCUAGACAUCACUGUGACAGAGAGUGAUCUGAGAAGGGCUUUUGAUCGCUUUGGAGUCAUUACAGAAGUAGACAUCAAGAGGCCUUCUCGGGGCCAGACCAGUACCUAUGGCUUUCUCAAAUUUGAGAACCUGGAUAUGUCUCACCGGGCCAAACUAGCAAUGUCUGGCAAGAUUAUAAUUCGAAAUCCUAUCAAAAUUGGUUAUGGUAAAGCUACACCCACCACCCGCCUCUGGGUCGGUGGCCUGGGACCUUGGGUGCCUCUUGCUGCCCUGGCACGAGAAUUUGACCGAUUUGGCACCAUCCGCACCAUAGACUACCGCAAAGGUGAUAGUUGGGCAUAUAUCCAGUAUGAAAGCCUAGAUGCAGCUCAUGCUGCCUGGACCCAUAUGCGGGGCUUUCCACUUGGUGGCCCAGAUCGUCGCCUUAGAGUGGACUUUGCAGACACAGAACAUCGGUACCAGCAGCAGUAUCUGCAGCCUCUGCCCUUAACUCAUUAUGACCUGGUGACAGAUACUUUUGGACAUCGGGCACCUGACCCUUUGAGGGGUGGGCGGGAUAGGACACCACCCUUACUAUACAGAGACCGUGAUAGGGACCUUUAUACUGACUCUGAUUGGGUGCCACCCCCACCCCCAGUCCGCGAACGCAGCACUCGGACUGCCCCUACUUCUGUGCCUGCUUAUGAGCCACUGGACAGCCUGGAUCGCAGGCGGGAUGGCUGGUCCUUGGAUCGGGACAGAGGUGAUCGAGAUCUGCCCAGCAGCAGAGACCAGCCUAGAAAGCGAAGACUGCCAGAGGACAGUGGGGGACGGCACCUGGAUAGGUCCCCUGAGAGUGACCGUCCACGGAAACGUCACUGUGCUCCUUCUCCUGACCGCAGUCCAGACUUGAGCAGUAGCCGGGACCGCUACAACAGUGACAAUGACCGAUCUUCCCGUCUUCUUCUCUUGGAAAGGCCUUCUCCAAUCAAAGACAGACGAGGUAGUUUGGAGAAAAGCCAGGGUGACAAGCGAGACCGCAAAAACUCUGUGUCACUUGAACGCGAUAGGAAACAUCGGACAGCUGCUUCCACUGAGGGAAAAAGCCCUCUGAAAAAAGAAGACCGGUCUGACGGGAGUGCAGCCAGCACCAGCACUGCUUCCUCGAAGCUGAAGCCCCCUUCCCAGAAACAGGAUGGCGGGACAGCCCCUGCUGCAGCAGCCUCUCCCAAGCUCUGUUUGGCCUGGCAGGGCAUGCUCCUGUUGAAGAACAGCAACUUUCCUUCCAACAUGCAUCUGUUGCAGGGUGACCUCCAAGUGGCUAGUAGUCUUCUUGUGGAGGGCUCCAGUGGAGGCAAAGUAGCCCAGCUCAAGAUCACUCAGCGUCUCCGUUUGGACCAGCCCAAGUUGGAUGAAGUAACUCGUCGCAUCAAGGUGGCAGGGCCCAAUGGCUAUGCCAUUCUUCUGGCUGUGCCUGGAAGUUCUGACAGCAGAUCCUCUUCCUCGGCCACAUCAGACACUGCCACCUCUACUCAGAGGCCACUUAGGAACCUGGUGUCCUAUUUAAAGCAAAAGCAGGCCGCUGGGGUGAUCAGCCUUCCUGUGGGGGGCAACAAAGACAAGGAGAACACCGGGGUCCUUCACGCCUUCCCACCCUGUGAGUUCUCCCAGCAGUUCCUGGAUUCUCCUGCCAAGGCACUGGCCAAAUCUGAAGAAGAUUACCUGGUCAUGAUCAUUGUCCGUGCAAAGCUGGUGAACAGUGGAUGAAGAUACGGAAAUCAAAGCUCUAAUGGACCUUUUCGAAGAGAAGUUGUGGCUUAUGUGGAGUUUACAUGGGCCUCUUGAUGGAAGAAAGCUAAUCUGUUUAGUAUUUGUGCAUUUUACUAAAAUGGCAGCUUAAAGUUGUGUAUCUGCUAUUGUGAUGCCAAUGCCGGUGUUUUAAGUGGAAAAAAAUGACCUCUUGCUUUGUGCUGUGUACACAAGAUUUCUGGAAAAGUAAAGAAAAACCCUUUUUAUGGCUCACACAGCUUAAAAGUAGCUGUCACUCAAACGUGCGCUCACAGUUGAGCUGCUUUUGUUUUAUUCUAAAUAAAUUGUUUCUUUUGAGGAAAAUGUUUUUCUGCCUGGAAGUGAAUUGACGGCAAACCUUUGACCCCUUUGUUUGCAGCUGAGGCGUUACUUACUGCUGCUCAGAUCUUGUAUGUCUUGAGCAAGAAGCAGGGAGACCAUCAUUUUGACUUAUCGCGGUGUGUCAAUUCUGAAGGAUCACUAGUGUUACUGUGACCCCCUUUGUUUGCAGUGAAGGGGAUCAUUUGCUUCUCUGUCCUCAACUUGAUGAGGAAAUGGUGCUGUUGGCUGGCACACAAGAAGCCGGGGCAAGCACCGUAAGCCUCACCACAGUGCACGAGUCGGGGGCUUUGCUGGUUUGAAGAGCCGGAGUUGCUGAAAUUUAAGUUUUGCUUUAUUUUGUUCACCCGUCACGUUUGGCCUUAGUUUCAUUUUUAAUUUGAAGAAAAGUUUGCAAUUGCUUUAUCUUGCACUUAACAUUUGCACCAAAUUGCCAAAAGAAGGCGAAUGCUCCGUUUGCUUUUUAAAUGUUAAUGAUGAUGUUAAUAAAGCCUUUCCUGACACAGUUGAGGAGCUCCUCCGUCUCCUGGGGCUUCUCACCAGAGGUAUGCAGUGAUGGGUUUAGUUCUGAAUGGAUGAAGAGUUCCUGAGAGCUAGCGUUUGUAAUUAGAACCGUCACUUGGUAUCUGUGCCUUAUUUGACCUGUGGUUCCACAUGCCUUGGAUGUGCAUGCACCGUGACGGUUUCGUAGGUACGAACGCACACUCAGGCCCAGUCACCUCGGUUGGUAGUACAGAUUGUGAGGAAAAAAUGGAGGCAUCCUUAAGGAGGAAAAAAGUGUUUGCCUUUAGUUCCUGCAUUAUCCUGCACAGGGGUCCUGAGCUUUGGAAGCUGUUCCCAGUACAGGAGAACAACUCCCCUGUUUGCAGCAGGAGACUUCGGUGCACAGUGACAACGCUGGAGUUCAAGAGGAAGCCAGCAAUGCUGCACCAGUGGCUUCAGACACCAUUGCUGUUUGCCAGUUGUAAACUUAACUAGUUGCAGACGAAGACCACCUUGAAAUGCAGGCUUGUUGGGCUUGUUUUGAAUUUUAACCUCGGAUGGAAGAGCCCUAGUGCUGUCUGUCUCCAUGCGGGAUGAUGAUUACUUAGGCAACAGGUGAUUACCAACAAAGGAUGCCACGCUUAUACUCUGCAAGGUGGUGUUCCAGUGGCAAACAGCUGUAUAAACUUGUAAACAGGAACUACUGACAAUCAAAAACCUAUAGCCGACUUUGGGAUAUGGCUUUAUUAUUCAGCAACUAAAAGAUGAGUUCUAAUUGGCAGACUUCUGGCACUGGCACUUGUCCUCCUGUUUCUAUAGAAACGGUUGGAAGUCAGAGCUGCACAAAGGGAAAGGGUAAGUUUCUUUUGAACUCCAUAUUUGUAAACCCAUAUGUUAUUAACUAUGGCAUGGUGUCAGUUUUCACAUAAGGAUAUCUGUCAGGGAACUAGAACUUAAAUAUGAACUAAUUUUCACUUGAGUGGAAACUGACAUCAAGUCAUUAAAUAUCAUACGAGGGUUUAAAUAUGGAUUUAUUUUUCUUGUGACUCUGACUUCAGAUUUCUUGAAGCAGUUAACUCAGUAUAAUUCUCGCUUUCAGUUAUUUCUAAUUUAGGGGUCAUAAAGUUGAUUUUUAUCCUCUUAAAUCUUAUUCUGUUGUUCUUUUCAGUAAGUGAACAUUGGAAUAUAAAAUAUGUACAGAGGACAUUUUAUUAGUCUGCAUGAAUUGUAAGUCUCUUCUUUGGAGCAAAGUCUGAUACUUUAUAUUAUAAAACAAGUACUGUACUACUGACCAGUUUUUUAGCUUCUCUCCUCUCUUAGCCAAGCAGGAUGGGGUCAUCUGCUGGGCACAAACAUGUGUUCUCAUCCAGGCAGACACCCAUUAUUCGUAGAACCUAAGACACCUGCCGGUUGGUGAGUCAUCUUAUUGCUAUGGCUUCAGAGGGCUGUGCUACAUAGCUGGGGCAUUUAGGCUUGAAAUUAUUUAAUCAAGUGUGAUAAACUCCUCUGACCUACAGGUUGGUGUUUAUAAAUGAUUUAUACUAAACUGACUAGUUUUGAGGUAUUGGAAGGAAGAUAGUAUUAGCUCUUGUCCUUUAAAACAUAUCUUAUUUCCUUGGUCCCGAUGUGCUACUCUUCAGGGUGUUGUUAUAGACUUUUCUUUUCCAUGCUAAAUGAACAUUAAUGUUGGUUGACACAAACCAGAGAAUGGGACAUCUUGGCUUUAUUUCAACUCAAAUAUUCAGUUUUGUAAAAAUAGCAUAAAAAGUGAACAUUGGAAAUUUUUCAGUAGGGAAAGUGAAUUCAUUUUUUAAAAUUUCACUUCACAAGUUCCUCCACAAGUUAAUGCCUGAAAGUAGAUUCUCAGUAAAAAUGUACGCAUCCCUUCUUUAACUACUGUGUAUCCUGUUCAUUUACCUUUGCUCACUCUGGCUUGAAUGAGGCAAAAAUAGAACUGAAUUUGUGAUUCUUUUGGGGGAUGGUGGUUAGAAAAAAAUUUAGUUUUUGUCUGCAUACUAUCAAGUAUCUAGACUGGCUCUCUGGUCUUUCAUUUAAGGGUGUCCAACUCAUCCUGGUUUUAAAACUGCAAGUCCGAGUCCCAGGAGCUUCCUCAUCAGCCAAACCCAGAUGGUUGGUCACCCUAUCUUAGUUUAUUCUCUGCAUCCCUGAAAAGGCCUCAGUAGGUUGUUGAACAUUUUGUAGAGUUCACAGUAUACUAGCUUCUGUCAGUAUGCACUAGGAGAUUAGGUUCUUUUUUUAAAAAAAGUGAUUGUUAUAUUUGCCUCAGUGAUCCUAGGUAAUGCCAGCUUAUCUCUCAUAGAAAUAAGACAUGAAUUUCAAACUGAUUUAUUUAAAAGUUGAUCCCAAGGACUUCCAUUAUUUUGUAUUUGUCUGUAUAUGUUAAGAUCAUAGGUGAUACAUGUGGACAAUUGGGUAGAUAUUUGUGGCAAAUGAGUAGCCAAAUGAGGCAAAUAGGGGACAGAAAGUGUCAUACAAGUUGGUUCUGGCUUGAGAGAAACCACUCAAGGUUUUUAAAAAAUACUGAGUUUUGGUUUUAUAUUGAGGUCUUAGAGAAACCACUGUCCAUGUUUUGUAUUGUCUCUCUUAAAAACUGUUAAAAUCCGAUGUUAAUAGACAGUGUGUUUUUCCUCCUGUAGGAAGAGCUGAUUUCACAGUUAGGCACGUUUAUUCACUAAGGAGCUAGUUUUUUGCAAACAUAGCAUCAUAUAUAUUAAUGUGCCUAGAUUAUUUGAAAAGAUCACAGAAUCAUCAC
Miniopterus natalensis is the source of this 6581-nucleotide messenger RNA. It is a transcript of the gene RBM15, whose product is annotated as RNA binding motif protein 15. Gene Ontology annotation, molecular function: RNA binding. NCBI's taxonomy places the organism in Eukaryota, Metazoa, Chordata, Mammalia, Chiroptera, Miniopteridae. The record is from RefSeq and is a predicted model, not a curated record.